Pecten maximus is the source of this 6890-nucleotide messenger RNA. RefSeq names its product protein farnesyltransferase subunit beta-like. The coding region runs from base 7 to 1251 and encodes 414 amino acids. The transcript has 13 exons. Gene Ontology annotation, biological process: protein farnesylation. Gene Ontology annotation, cellular component: protein farnesyltransferase complex. NCBI's taxonomy places the organism in Eukaryota, Metazoa, Mollusca, Bivalvia, Pectinida, Pectinidae. The record is from RefSeq and is a predicted model, not a curated record. Gene Ontology annotation, molecular function: protein farnesyltransferase activity.
AGCAGAAUGGAUGACAGUCGACUCCGGUGUGUGAACAAGAAGAUUGAAAAUGAAAGAUUCGACGAUGAAGAUAACCCAACAGACUCUUCAUAUGAACAGAUGCAUGUUGAAGAAUCAGUGGGGAAAAUAUUUAGGCAUUUUAAGAGCAGACUAGAGUUAGAUAACAGCUUAGAAGAACAACCUGUGCUGAACAGACACUCUCAUAUAGCAUUUUUGUUGAAGGGUUUAAAAGCUCUAUCAUUAUCAUAUGAGUGUCUAGAUGCUAGUCGACCAUGGUUGUGUUACUGGAUUCUUCAUAGCCUUGAACUGCUGGAAGAACCUCUCCCUGAGGACACUUUGUCAAAUGUUGCACAGUUUUUGGGGAAGUGUCAAUGUGCGAGUGGAGGAUUUUCAGGGGGACCAGGUCAAGAUGCACAUUUAGCUCCAACCUAUGCAGCUGUGAAUGCAUUAUGCAUCUUAGGUACGGAGGAAGCCUAUAAAAUUAUAGACAGACAAAAGCUCUAUACAUUUCUUAUGAAGAUGCGGACUUCAGAAGGGGCUUACAAAAUGCAUGAAGGAGGUGAAGUUGAUAUACGAGGAACUUACUGUGCAGCGAGUGCAGCACGACUGACCAACAUUGUGACUCCGGCGUUAUUUGAUGGCACCCCUGAGUGGAUUGUAAGUUGUCAGACUUAUGAGGGUGGAUUUGGAGGUUGUCCUGGUAUGGAGGCCCACGGAGGAUAUUCAUUCUGUGGACUGGCAGCUCUAUCUCUCAUGGGACGGACAAGUCUUUGUGAUCUCCGGGCAUGUCUGAGGUGGACAGCCAACAGACAGAUGAGAUUUGAGGGUGGAUUCCAGGGUCGUACCAAUAAACUAGUAGAUGGGUGUUACUCCUUUUGGCAGGCUGGUGCCUUCCCUCUGUUCCACAUGGUCUGUUCCAUGCAAGAUGACCACUGUUUGAGUACAGAACGCUGGAUGUUUGACCACGAAGCCUUACAGGAAUAUAUUUUAGUCUGUUGUCAACACCAAGGAGGGGGUCUUAUUGACAAACCUGGAAAGUCCCGUGACUACUACCACACCUGCUACUGUCUCAGUGGACUAGCAGUGUCACAACAUUUCGCUGGUGGAAAACUCGCUCAUCUUCACACAGUAGGAUCCCAAGACAAUGAACUGAAACCAACACAUCCAGUAUUCAAUAUAGGAGUUGAUGCUGUGGCUCACGCUAACAUGUACUUUAACAAGUUGUCCCUACCUCAGGAGCCAGAUGUAUGACAUCAAACAUUGGUCAGCUCCAUCAACGUCCUUCCCUGGUGUCUAGGUUCCAGGUCAGGUAUUCAACAGGACAACGUGAGACAACAUACUAGGGUAUUACGUCUGUACGCAGGUACAGCUGGUAUAGAAAAAGGAAGAAAACUUUGAUGUGUCACACAGGAGAAAAAAUAAGCAACUCGUGUCUACAAAGUAGAUGUCAGCCAUUGUGGUGUAUAUGAGAGACUAAGUGUAUGGUAGCAUAUACAUAAAAGUGAUGAAAGGCAAGGGAGAUUACCUGCGAGCUCCUUACACCUGAUCCUUCAAGGUUCCGACGAAACAACAAAGUUACCCAUUCUCAGAACAUCAGGAUCGGAAUGACCAGUUGAUUGAUAGUUAAGGCUUAGAAUACAUACAUAAAAAAAUAUAGGUAUGCUUAAGUUCAAGUCUUUGUUCAAUCAGUAAAUCUGCUUUCCUUUAUCGCAGUCCAAAUGGUUUGACUGAUAGGACCAGAUUGGUUUGUUUAUGAAAUAAGGAUAGACAGAUUGCUCUUACAAGGGGGUUUGUUGUUUUCAGACGAGCCUUAACAAAGACUUUCAAAGCCUAUAUUAACACCAGCAGAUCUUUCAAGAUUUAUGCCUGAAAUGUUCCAUUUAAGAAAUUUAUUAAUUAGUUUCACUACAUAAAUAACAUGGCCCUAGGUCACAUGUUUCCCUCUACAAGUAUCUCUUCAGUAUCAUAUGAUCAGUCAUUGCGAGGUCUGGUCGUGUUUUAUAUGUAUCACUGGUACUAUGGACUCUUAAUGUAUAACAUUAAGUGAUUUAUUUACGUAAUUCAUUUCAUCUACUCAAAGAAAAGGUAGUUUCAGACUAGUGAACAAUUUAUUACCAGUAUCAGUAAAGAUAAAAGAAAAUUGAUUUUUAACUGAGAUCUCUAUAAAUUUGAAAGGUUUUAUGAAAGUGGUAUACAAACCAGCACUUUAUAUUUUAUACAGACUGUUAUCGGCAUAGCAUCAGUGCAUUGCAAAUACAAAUGUAUAUCAUUUCUGUUAAGUAUAGAAAAUUAUUUUGGACUUGAAUAUAUUUUGAUAUCGAUAAACCAGUGUUGUAUACUAACUGGUAAGGUAUAUUAUUUUAUAGGCAUACAUUGUUAUCUGCUGUAUCUCACUUUAUUAUCCAGGGAAUCAGAUUAAAAUGUCAAUAUUAGAUAUAAUGUGGAUCUUUCUUAUAGCUGUAAACUGUUGCCUCUGUGGUAGAGCAAAACUAUCUGCAGAUUAUUAAAAUAUUUCAUAUCUUCAAGACAAAACAAAUAAACAUUUACACAGUUAUUGUUUUAGGAAUUGGUGUCAUGAUCCUGUAACACAUAUAACUAUUGCUGAUAAACUUUUAAUAUAAAACCUGCCACAGAUUUUUGUUGGUUUGUAAGCAAUGAUAAUACAUUUUAUUACACCAUGAAAUAUCCUCAUAAGUGUAGGUAUUCUUUAUUGUGUUACACUUCCCAUCAGAUUUCUGUAGUUCUUGAAACACCGUAAUCUAUUCUGUCAAAAUGAGAUAGGUGAUGUCACAAAAGUGGUCAUAUGAUCAAAUGGUGUUAUAGUCCCAGAACACAUACAUGGUGUAACAGGGUUUGCACUGGGCAUUUCAUAAAUGGGGUCCUUUUCAGAUAAAAUGGAGUCCCUGUGAAUAAUUUGAAUGGAGCUUCCAGAAAAAAAUGGGGUCCUUUCAAAUUUCUUUGAUUCAAAAGACUAUGGGGAUGGCUUCAAUGCAAACCCUGGUGUAAUAUGCUCUAUCAAUGGGAUGAUGCAGAGCAAAUGUAAAUUGAUAUCAAUAUAUAUAUAUACAAAUAUUUGUGUUGCAUUUAUAUAGUGUCCAAGUCGACAGAUUUUAGAAUACAAUUUGUAGUGUAAACAGUCUGUAUGUUUAAUGUAUAUGUUAUUAGACUAGUUACACGUAGACACGUGUCUAAAAACCAUAUUCACAAAUAUGUUCUCAAAGAGUAUCUUUAUAAUCUGUGUGAAACUGUUGUGAUGAGAAAGAAAAUAUUGUUUAUAUAGACUGUGUCCCACUAGAGAAAGAAUGUAUUGUUUAUAUAGACUGUGUCCCACUAGAGAAAGAAAAUAUUGUUUAUAUAGACUGUGUCCCACUAGAGAAAGAAAGUAUUGUUUAUAAAGACUGUGUCCCACUAGAGAAAGAAAGUAUUGUUUAUAUAGACUGUGUCCAUCUAGAUUGUGUUUUACAAAUGAAAAUUUAUAUAUAUCUAUAUUAAACAUUCGAUAUGUUACUGCAUUUACACAUAUAGUGUUCCAGUAUAGUAAGUUUAAUGUAACAUUAACAGAUGUGAUAUUCUGGACUUUGGUUGUAUGUAUAAGAGAUGCGUAAAUAUGGAUGCAUGGAAUGCUUUGGUAUACAGUGUAGUUAUGGUACCGUACUGCUCUAAUGCUUUAGUUUCUGUGUAAAUGUAUUGAAUGUUGAAAGGUCUACACAUAAAAUAUAUUUGAGUAAUAGUUUGAUUUUGAGAGAUCAUGUUUUAGAUUAGAAAAUUGAGGUUAGACAAACCGUACAUGUAAUUAUUUCUUGGUCUGUGCAUACCAGAUAGAUAUCACCAAAGUUGUUUGUAUCACAGGGAUUUGUCACAGAUUCCCAACACAUGGUCCAUACACUUUAGAAGUGGAUAUUUUCGCUUAGUCACCUUCCAAACUGUUCACGGUGUGGAUAUUUUCGCGCUGUCAUUCAUACUGAAUAUAUAUUCUAGGGCUUCUAUGUUAUUUUUCCUUUUCUAUAGAUAAACCGUAUAUUCCGAAAUCUCAUUCUUCUCACUUUUCAAGUUAUUAUAGCUAUGUCUCAAACACUUGACCGACCAUAGCAAAGUUACACAUCACAGACAACAUGGCGCUUAAAUGCCGACAUGGUUUACCACCAAGAAAUUGCUUCUUGGAUUUUGUUGUAUUUAGUUUAUUUGGUUGAAAUAUACGCAUGUCAAUAUAUUUACAUGUUAAAAUGUUCGUGUGUGGAUAUUUUCACAGAAAUUUAAUGAUCGCGAAAUAAGUAAAAAAUUUCGUCCCCCGAACAAUUCCACUUUUACUGUGUAUGUAUAUAUGCAGAGUAGGUUUGGAGUUUAUGCCAAGUCCCUGUGAUUUGUAUAUUUAUUUAUCAUCCAAUGAUCUAUCAGAGUUACUUCCCUUUCUUUCACUUGGUGGUACAGCAAUAGUUUGUCAGCUGAUGGGGGGCCGAGAAUGGGUCAAAAUGGAAAAAUAAUGGCGGCAAGACUGAUAUGGAACAUACAUGAAUCGGGUUGUCAAUCCAGACAACUCCUAUGAUUUUUUAAGAGAAACUGAUAUAAUGACAACCAAAACCUUAAGUAUUUCAUUUUAGCUGUUCCUUUAGUAGUUUUACAUUUACCAUAAAAUCCUUAGCCAUGAUCUUUUUUUUAUUUUGCUUUAUAUAUGCAUAAUGUCAACAUAAUCUCAUAGAAGCAUUUAAUAGACUUGUACAAUAUUUUUGAUUACUGUAAUAGUAUAGAAGCUCAAUGAAGGACUGUUGAACUUGUGUCAUGGUGCAGCAUCCCUUCAACAUAUGUCAAAUUUUUCAUUAAGGUGCUAAUAGUUCAGAAUGUGGGAAUAGACUUUGACUAGAUUUGGUCUGGAGAAUUUGACCAAGGGUCUAUAAUUCUUUUGGCAAAGCUCAUUAGCCAAAAGAAAGUUGGGGUAUUUAAGUUCGGUGAAUAAACUAUGAAUCUUCUUUUGAACAAAGAACUCUGCAGUGUAACGGGCUGUCCGCCAUAACAUGAAGAUCUCAAAUUGGGAAAAUCGAAUUUUACUACUAUGGAAAUUUAUUUUGAAGUGAUAAAUAUCCUCUGGACAACUUGUUUUGAAUAUGGUAUCAAACUACAGUGUUACAGUAGAUAAAACAGUUCUAGAACUUGUCAAAGAUGACAUCAUGUCACCUAAACAUGAUUCAACAUUACACAAAAUGGUGAAGUGCUAUUAUUUUUAUUUUCCUUAGUUACUGUAAGUACUAAAUGUAUGUUGAGCAUCUCAUUAAGUUCUGCCAGUCAAUAUACAUUUUAGAGAUAUUUGUGUGAUCUAAAUCAUAAAGUCUUGUUUAUACAAUAUUGAUACAGAAUAAAUGAUCAUAACAAUGUUUCAAUUAUUCAUGUGUGUGCCACCUUUUGUUUUAUUGGUUAAUGAUGAGGAAGAGAAUAAAGUGACAUCAUGUGAUAUUAUGUAGAUUUCAUUGAUUUUAUGUAGAUUACUUGCUGUACAUGUGACAGCAGGUUUAACUGUUGUGUGGUAAAAUACCCAAGUAAUGUUUAUUGGGGACCAGAAAAGUUGGACCAAAUGUGGUAAAUGUAUGUUGUUGUGUUCCAAAUUGUUAAUCAUGAAUCAUUUCAAAAAGCUGCCUUUCAAUUAUUGGUGUUCCAAAGAAGAAUACCAAAUAAAGAUAAUUAAAGGGUUCUUAAAUGUUGUGCGUGUUGUAUCACUUCAUACGCAUUUCCAAUUCAGUGGGUUAAUAAGAUCUAGAUUCUACAGAGAGACAUGUAAAUUUGAAGCAUGCAGAAUGUAUUUCUAAUCUGGGAACACAGCUUUUCCUGUGUUCAUGUGUACCAGUAAGUUGUUUGUAUAAUUAUAUUUUGGUGUAGGGGAGGGAGAAUGGGGGGUCAGCAUUGAAAGGAGACAAUGUUUUUUUUUCUUAGCUUUUCUAAUUACAUCACAUAUUGGCUGUAACAAUAUAAGCCAAUGAACGAAACUUGAAUUGAGGGUUCAACCAUGUCAAAAGAAGAUGUAGUGUUAUAAAGUAAAUUAGCAUUGCCUAUAAGUAAAAUAUUAAAUACAUGUAAUGAAGUACUGUUUAGAUUGUAACUUUUCAACACAUGAUCUUUCACCACAAUUACCUGUUAGAUAUACAGUGAUUUCUACGAGGUCAUAAUGAUCUUCACUGCCAGGUCAACUUUAUAUGAGUGCAAAUUGCUCUGUGAUGUCUUUUCUUGGUUUAAAAUGAAGAAUUUCUUGAUGAUGCAUGUUUGUACUCUUAAGAUAAUUUAUGUGCAUAGUAAUCAACAGGCAGUGUGUAUUGCACUGUAUUUUGGUCACUGAGACUCUGCUUGGUGAAAGGUUGAAAUACAAAGUACAUGUACAUGUAAUUAAAUUGUAAAAAAGAUUGGCUUCUUAAGGAAAAAUGUUUUUUUAUUUAGAAACAUGCAUAUAAUGUAUGACAUACAUAUGUUGUAGUUUGUGAAAUCAUUGAUUACUUUAAAAGUUUUAGCUAUGUAUUAGUCUUUGAACAAAAUAGAUCGGGUAUGUUGAAGUUUUAUGGUUUUUGCUAAAAAUGCUCCCCUUUUCUGCUUUCUGAAAGGAAAAGAAGCAUAUUUUGCUUAAAAUAACAUCCAUUGUCUUAAGUAUAAGAACAUUUGAGUUGUUUCAUUCAUGAUCGGUCUAUGAAUACUUGGGAAAACCAUUUUUAAAGAUAUCUUUUAAUACAGGUAUUUAAGAUACUGAUAUUAUUACAUUUUAGAAAUAUUAAGACCUUAUGUAUUCAUUGGAAGCAAAAAUUUUAAUGACAAGAAUACAUGUCUCUUAUUUGGUUCCUUCUACUAGGUUUUCAUUAUUAAGUCUGCAAAUGGACAUUGCUCACUCAACCGGAAAUAAAGUAGAUUAUGAAAUAAUA